This is a messenger RNA of Symbiodinium pilosum, 963 nucleotides long. The record is from the annotation of a GenBank genome assembly. Lineage: Eukaryota; Dinophyceae; Suessiales; Symbiodiniaceae.
AUGGCUCAGGUGACAGACCUUGCAAGCGCCAUGACAGAGGCCGGCAUGGGUGACAACCUUCGCAAGUACAUGCAGGCUCGUGGCGUCAAUACAGCGGCAGUGAUGGCAGCGAUUAACGAGACCCCGAAAAAGGUGGACGCCGUCCUGUUGGACCCGCUAGAGAAAGGCUUCAAGUUUGCAGACAAUCACACGUUGAAGCUAUCGGCCAUGGAGAUCCCCGUGGUGAAAGCCCGCCUGCGCCACGUGUGGCGUGCCUGUGAUCGAUUGGUCAACGGGGCUGCCGGCGGCCGAUGUUACUGGCAAGCGCAGAUUCAGAAGUACGAGGCUGUCACCAUCGCCGGAGAGCCGCGUCAAUUUCCGCAGCGGGUCAUCAUCGGAGCGGAGACGAUCAUCGCCCGCCUCGCCCACGAGGUCAAGACAGAAACCAGGUACUUCAACGCGGCAGGCGAACCGAACCCGCUUUGCUCGGCAAAGAAGAAGGCCAAGGCAGGGACCACCAUCCUCACUGUGAACGAGGACAAUCAGCUGGAGGCAGAGCCCGAAAUCCCCUGGGAGCCCAAGAGUGUCCUGGCGUUCUUGGAUUGCUUGGAGGCCAUUAAGCAUGCGUGGCUGCUUGUCGAGUUUGCGCCUGAGAAGAGUGUGUCUGCGUUCCUUGAAUGGUUUGGUCGUGUGGUGCGUGCUAGGCCCCUCAAGCUUGAGCAGUUGCGAGUGUUCUGGGAGGACGCCUUGAACCGCGAGAUCGCCGUCGCCCCUGCCAAGGUGAAGAAGAUCCUGCCCAAAAUCGACCCGGCCGUGACGUAUGUGACAUACAAGGGCGGCAAGGAUGGCAAGAAAGGCAAGGGUUAUGGAAAGCGCAGAUUCGGGAAGGGCGACGGCGAAGACCGCCGCUGGACUCCCUACAACCAGUAUCGCAAUCAGUGGUCUAGCUAUCCCGACAAGUUUGAGGCCAUGCAGAAUCAGUGA